Ziziphus jujuba (common jujube) is the source of this 878-nucleotide messenger RNA. RefSeq names its product E3 ubiquitin-protein ligase ATL41. The record is from RefSeq and is a predicted model, not a curated record. The transcript has a single exon. NCBI's taxonomy places the organism in Eukaryota, Viridiplantae, Streptophyta, Magnoliopsida, Rosales, Rhamnaceae. The coding region runs from base 29 to 781 and encodes 250 amino acids.
AAAAAAAAAAAAAGAAAGAAAAUUCACCAUGUCCCAAUUCUCCCCCAAUGUUUAUCCCUGGCCGACCCAGCCACCGCCCUUGGUUCCUCUUACCGAUCACAAGAACCCUUACGAUCUCAACCACAAUAUCAUGCUUACAGCCAUCAUCUCUUUAUCCGUUGUCAUUCUCCUAGUCAUUGCUCUACAUAUUUACGCUCGCUGUGUCCUCCAGCGCCAGGCCCGUCGCCGGGCUGCUAUCCAUCAACUGGGGUUCACUGCGGCUCAUGCGCCCUCCGGUGAGCCACCCAGCCAGGGGCUCGAACCUUCUGUCAUCGCCAUGUUACCUAUGUUUGUGUUCAAGCAAGUCGACAAUAGUACUGAUGAUGAUGGCAACAACACCACUACGGAGUGCGCGGUUUGUUUGUGCACUUUAGAAGAUGAAGAAAUGGCCAGGUUACUUCCCAACUGUAAGCACACUUUCCACGCAGAGUGUGUUGAUAAGUGGUUCGGUUCACACUCAACAUGUCCCAUUUGCCGGACUGAGGCGCAGCCGCGACCCCAGCCAGAGCCCCGGGAGGGUCCGGUGGGGGAUUCAUCCACGACUCCGCCGUUGGAACGCAUUGGUUCGGUGUCUUUAUGCUCGGAAGGAACGUCGGAUUGUGCUGCCCAGCCCUCUCCUAAAAUCGGUGGGUCUAGUUCGAGGCUAAAUUCUUUUCGGAGAAUUCUUAGCAGGGAAAGAUCGUCUAGAAGAGUUCAUUCUUGUGGGCAAGAAGAUGGUAUAAUAGACUUAGAAAGACAGUGAUUCGUUAUUAUAGGUAAAUUAUAGCAUAUUCAAUUUUACAUUUUCAUACAUUUUCUUUUUGUUUUUAAUAAUUUCAAGUAAAAAAUCCCGUUACAGA